Molecule: messenger RNA, 2039 nt
Organism: Thecamonas trahens ATCC 50062
Lineage: Eukaryota; Apusomonadida; Apusomonadidae
Product: NEK/NEK1 protein kinase
Exons: 2
Coding region: 1-1974 (657 amino acids)
Biological process (GO): protein phosphorylation
Molecular function (GO): protein kinase activity; ATP binding
Source: RefSeq, a predicted model, not a curated record
AUGUUUGUGCAGUGCGGCGUGUCGGGAGUGAUCUGGAAGGUCCGCAGGCAGAGUGAUGGAGCUGUGUUUGUGAUGAAGGAGAUGGAGAUGAAGUUGUUUGGUGCAAAGUCGGCCAAGCAUGCCAUGUCGGAGGUCUCUGUCCUCGCCUCGAUGGCACACCCCAACAUCAUUGCCUUUGAGGAGGCUUGGACUGAUGACAAUCAACUGUACAUCGUCAUGGAGUACGCCGCCCGAGGGGAUCUUGCCCGAGAGAUCUCGCGCAAGCUCCGCAAGCACGCCGAGUACUACACAGAGGCCAAGCUUGUCAAGUGGUUUGCUCAGAUGCUCCUCGGUCUCAAGCACAUGCACGACCGCAAGGUCCUGCACCGCGACCUCAAACCGGGCAACAUCUUUCUCGCCAAGGACAAGACCAUCAAGAUCGGCGACUUUGGCGCAACCACCAUUCUCUCCCGCGCAUUGUCCAAGGCCGAGACCACCGUCGGCACGCCAUCGUACCUCUCGCCCGAAGUCUGCCGUGGCAAGCCAUACGGGCCCAAGAAUGAUGUCUGGGCCCUCGGCGUCGUCCUCUACCGCCUCGCCACCUUUCGCUUCCCCUUUGAAGGUUCUACCCUCAAGUCGCAGAUGAAGUCCAUUGUCAAGGACCGCCCGCGCGCCAUCCCGCGCCACUUUUCAGACGCCUUUGCCGGCCUCAUCACCGCCAUGCUCCGUAAGGACCCGCAUGUCCGGCCCUCGGUCGACGACCUCCUCACUGCGCACCCCAAGGUCGACGCUGUCGCCCGCAAGCUCAUGUCCAAGGCCGCCUACCGCGCCGCCGCUGAGCCCAGCGCAUCAGCUUCCAGCCGCAGCGCACGCUCCCGCUCCCGCCCCCGCUCCCGCUUCCGCAAGGCCAAGGCCAAGCCGCCGCACUCGCGCGGCGAUCGCGCCUACGAGACUCUCGAGGCCAUGUUCCGCCGCCUCGUCCAGCAGCGCGCACGCCGCAAGCUCGACGAGCUCAAAACGCUUCAGGCCGAGCGCGCCGCCCUCGGUUCAUCGUCAUGCUCUGGCUCGUCAUCAGCAUCGUCGUCGUCAUCGUCGUCAUCGUCAGGCGCGGGCUCAUCAUCAGCCUCGUCGACAGCAGGCGCGUCGACCACCGCGGUCGACCUAGAAGACCUUGAGGCCCAUCCGCGCGACAAGUACGAGCUCCCACAUGAUCCGCGCGAGGACGACAUGUCGUGGCGGAGGCUGCCCCUCACUGACGCCGAGGGCUACAUCGCUGCUGUCCGCUCACUUCGCAUGGAGCACAUGGAACCCGAGGUCCGCCUCGAGGCCACCAUCAAGCUCGCCAAUCCCGAAGACCACUCAAUGUAUGUCCGCCACCACAAGGGCGACCUCCUCCCGCGCAGACUCCUUGACAAUGUUUCAUCGCCUACCAAGGAGCAGCGGAGGCGGACGUCGGUCCUUCACGCCGCCUCGCGCUCGCGGCGCCGCUCGUCCGACUCGUCCGUUACCGCCACUGCCACAGCUGCCGCCACCACUACAGGCGGCACCUCGUCGUCCUCGUCGUCCUCGGGCUCUGGCUACAACUCUAACUCUAUCACAGACUCGGACUCGUACACGCUUUCGGCCUCGACUUCUUCGGCAACGGUGACGCUUUUGUCCCGCAAGCCGCGCCGCGUUCGCCGCUCGACCCACACUUCGCGCUCCUCGGCCUUCCGCCGUGUCGCCAGCUCGCAGUUUGGGAGUGACAGCAUCGAGAGCCGCCGCUCGCGUACGGGCCUGCGCGCCUCGGCCUCCAUGUCGGGCCUCAACAGGCUCGCCAUCGAAAAGGCGCGCAAGUCCUCGAGACGCUCGCCGCUCUCGCGCUCGGCUCGCUCAUCAGCCCGCUCGGCUCGCUCAACCUCGCGCUCGACCUCACGCUCGACCUCGCGCGUCCGCGUGCGCAAGCCGAGCAAAUCUCGGGCAAGGACCUCCCGUUCGGCCUCGGGCCGGCGCUGAAAGCCGUGCCCGCCGGCUACUUGCCACCCUCGCGACGCCAGUGCUCCUUAAAUGACAAGCCUCGG